This is a messenger RNA of Phalaenopsis equestris, 861 nucleotides long. RefSeq lists its product as uncharacterized. The transcript has a single exon. The record is from RefSeq and is a predicted model, not a curated record. NCBI's taxonomy places the organism in Eukaryota, Viridiplantae, Streptophyta, Magnoliopsida, Asparagales, Orchidaceae. The coding region runs from base 1 to 861 and encodes 286 amino acids.
AUGUGGGAGAGGCUAGAUAGAAUGAUGGGUAACUCUAAAUGGGUUCAGACCUUCCCUUGCACUAUCAUUACUCAUUUGGCUAUGGCAUAUUCUGAACACAGUCCACUGUUAUGUACUAUCCAAAAUACUAAAAAGCCAAAUAAAGCUCCUUUCAAAUUCCAAAACAUGUGGACUGUUCAUCCUCUUUUUGUUGAAGAAGUUUAUAAGGUUUGGAGGGCAGAAGGGAACUCUAAUCCCUGGUUAAAGCUGUGGAUUCUUCAGAAGAUAGUGGCUGCUCAUAUAAAGAAGUGGAAUAGGGAAACAUUUGGCAAUAUUAAUGAAAACUUGUCCACUGCCCAAAGUAAUGUUAUCAGAAGGGAAAAGAAUUUUCAAAUGGGAUUGAAUUCUGAAGCUGACCUGCACAAAGCCAGUGAAGAACUGUUAAUGCAAACCAAUUAUACAAAAUGUUUUCUGAAACAAAAAGCUGCAGUCACUAGAUUUAUCGAGGGAGACAGAAACACAAGCUAUUAUCAUGCUUGUAUUAAUUUCAGAAGGAAGAAUAACAUGAUCCUUUCCAUAAAUGAUUCUCAUGGUAAGGUAUUAACUGAUGCUGAGAAUAUUGCCAUUGAUGUUGUUAAUUAUUUUCAAAAUAUCUUUAUGGAUCAGUCUACUGAGAGAGCUCCUAUCAAGGUGGAACUUUUCUCUGAGUGCAUUGAUUAUGUUCAAAGCCUGGACCUUAAUCAGAUUCCUAUGGAAGGGGAAAUUAAAGCUGCAUUGGACUCUAUUGAUGACAAUAAGGUGGCUGGCCCUGAUGGCUUUACUGCCAAAUUCUAUAAGACUUCUUGGAAUAUCAUCAGUGAGGAGGUUGUUGAUGCUGUGUAA